Schistocerca americana (American grasshopper) is the source of this 1632-nucleotide messenger RNA. RefSeq names its product mucin-5AC-like. NCBI's taxonomy places the organism in Eukaryota, Metazoa, Arthropoda, Insecta, Orthoptera, Acrididae. The transcript has a single exon. Bases 1 to 1632 code for a protein of 543 amino acids. The record is from RefSeq and is a predicted model, not a curated record.
AUGGAGCUUGUGGUGACGCUGCCGGCGGAGGUCUUCCGCUGCCGGAUCUGCUUCGUCACCAAGGCUGCCGGGAGACCAACUUUUGGCGAGUACAAGGACCACUCGGCCCUUCUCCGCCACUACAGGAGGCUGCACGACCCGGAAACGGUUCCCGUUUUCGAGUGUCAGUUUUGCGGCCGACGCGACCCGCGGCUGAAGACGCUGCGGCUACACCAGCGGCUCUGCAAUGCAGAUUCCGCAACCCCCGGCGCUGCCAGUCGGGGGAGAGUGAGUAUGGGACACGAUGCCGUGUCUGGCUCUCUGGGGCACCCAGAGAGGUCAGCCGGCGGGAGGUCACAGGCGAGGGCCCCCGAAGCUAGUAGGACAGGCCCUUCGUCCUUAGUUAGUGCUGGGCGAAAGCCACAGGCGAAAGCGGCUCGGGAAGUUAGUACCAUAGGCCGCCUAGCCUUAGAUAAUAGAGAGGGGCUAUGGCCACAGCCCAGUCCGGUCCCCGAAGCUAGUAGGACAGACCGGCUGGACUUAGGAUUAACAUACGCGGCGGUCCUGACCCGCAGCAGCGUGGUGGGCUCACAGGCUGCCUUGCCCUCACCCUGUGUGAGUGUGCAGGCGUCUGCGACGCCCAGGACGGCGGUGGUUGCCACCCCCGCGUCGUGUGUACUCUGUGUGCGCACGCCGAGGAGGUCUGGCAUCCCCCUGCCGACACGCUCCGCGACGUCAACCGCGUCGCCACGAGUGCCGAGCGCAAGUUCGGGAGGUGAAGGCAGCCCGCUGCCGACGCCUGCCGCCGAACGCGUCGCUCCGGCCAGAGGCGCAGUGUCCGACAAAGGCCGCGGCUCGCCGCUGCCCGCGCCGGCCAUUGCACCCAGUGGCGUACGCUGGCCACGUCGUGCGGCUGCCGCAGGCGCCUCCCGCCCGCCAUCUGUCGGGAGCGUGGGUACCGGCCUGGGACUGCCGCCCGCAUUCGCUACGCCGCCAACAGGUGGCUCUGCGGUGCGGGCGAACAGUGGCAGGCAGGCUGCCUCGCUCGCCGCGACCGUUGGUGUUGUCAUUCACGGCGCAGCCGCGCCGCCGGUUGACGCACCAAAGGCCGCGCGCCCGGCGGAUGCACCGGAUGGUGUGGUGCUUGUGCGGUCGCAGACGUACACGCGCCGCGUUUCCUCUGCCCUGCCGGCGGUUACGUCGAGUGACGCCCGUCACUCCGUCUCCGCUCAGGCAGGGAGUGCUACUAAUCAGAAAGCUCCUGUUACAGAUAACGAGUGGCACGUAGUCACCCCACGGAGGGACAGACGCCGUGCUGCAGGACGCAGACCACCGCCCCCGGACCGACGGCGCAUCAUACCGCCCAGUCCGCGUAACAGCGGCCCGGCGCGAGCCAACGCGCCUGGGCGGCCGGCGCGAGCUACACAUCGUGUAUCUCGCGCCGGCGGCAGGGCGCGGGCGACCGCUGGGCCAUCUGUUGGCGGCGCGGCGAACAACAGCCGCGGUGCGCUGGGCCCGAGCGCCAGGCCGGCGCGAGUUACACCUCGAGACGCCCGGCCGGCGCGGGCUACACCGGCCACCCCUACGACCACUGCGCCAUCUGGUAGCGAUCGUCGGGCACCCAGUCCGCGUGCGUGUCUUUCUCCUCCCUAG